This is a messenger RNA of Peromyscus leucopus (white-footed mouse), 9321 nucleotides long. RefSeq names its product CDC42 binding protein kinase alpha (gene Cdc42bpa). Gene Ontology annotation, cellular component: cytoplasm; cytoskeleton; actomyosin. The transcript is spliced from 40 exons. Gene Ontology annotation, biological process: peptidyl-threonine phosphorylation; actomyosin structure organization. Gene Ontology annotation, molecular function: protein serine/threonine kinase activity; ATP binding. The coding region runs from base 265 to 5730 and encodes 1821 amino acids. The record is from RefSeq and is a predicted model, not a curated record. Lineage: Eukaryota; Metazoa; Chordata; Mammalia; Rodentia; Cricetidae.
UUCUCUUAAAAAUAUUAAAUCUAUAUUUUAUGGAAACUUACCCUGAAGAUAUAUAUGUUUAUGAGUGAAAUUGAAGACGCUUCCGUUAAGUGAGGUGACUGGUGUGUUGGAUGUUUAAUUCAGCACCGGCAUUGCAUGACAGUUGUUGAAAUAACAAGUGGUUUAUUUUUUUUUAAAACCACACCUUGAAAAUUUUAGGCUCCGAUAGUAACAGUAGACAUCGUAAGGGCAAUUAAAAGAAAACCAGCAGAAAUCGAAGCAAACAUGUCCGGGGAAGUGCGUCUGAGGCAGCUGGAGCAGUUUAUUUUAGAUGGGCCGGCUCAGACCAAUGGGCAGUGCUUCAGCGUGGAGACUUUACUGGACAUACUCAUCUGCCUUUAUGAUGAAUGCAAUAAUUCUCCAUUGAGAAGAGAGAAGAACAUUCUUGAAUAUCUAGAAUGGGCGAAACCAUUUACUUCUAAAGUGAAACAAAUGCGAUUACACAGAGAAGACUUUGAAAUAUUAAAGGUGAUUGGUCGAGGAGCUUUUGGGGAGGUUGCUGUAGUUAAACUAAAAAAUGCAGAUAAAGUAUUUGCCAUGAAAAUUCUGAACAAGUGGGAAAUGCUGAAAAGAGCUGAGACAGCGUGCUUUCGUGAAGAGAGGGACGUCCUGGUGAACGGAGACAACAAGUGGAUAACAACCCUGCACUACGCUUUCCAGGACGACAACAACCUAUACCUGGUUAUGGAUUAUUAUGUUGGUGGGGAUUUACUUACUCUGCUCAGCAAAUUUGAAGAUCGACUGCCUGAAGACAUGGCUCGGUUCUACCUGGCUGAGAUGGUGAUAGCAAUCGACUCAGUUCAUCAGCUCCACUAUGUACAUAGAGACAUUAAACCUGACAAUAUAUUGAUGGAUAUGAAUGGACACAUUCGUUUAGCAGACUUUGGUUCUUGUCUGAAGCUGAUGGAAGAUGGAACGGUCCAGUCCUCAGUGGCAGUUGGAACUCCAGAUUAUAUUUCUCCUGAAAUCCUUCAAGCUAUGGAAGAUGGAAAAGGCAGAUACGGACCUGAGUGUGAUUGGUGGUCUUUGGGGGUCUGUAUGUAUGAGAUGCUUUAUGGAGAAACACCAUUCUAUGCUGAAUCUCUGGUGGAGACAUAUGGAAAAAUCAUGAACCACAAAGAGAGGUUUCAGUUUCCACCCCAAGUGACUGAUGUGUCUGAAAAUGCUAAGGAUCUUAUUCGAAGACUCAUUUGUAGCAGAGAACAUCGACUUGGCCAAAAUGGAAUAGAAGACUUUAAGAAACAUCCGUUUUUCAGUGGAAUUGAUUGGGAUAAUAUUCGAAACUGUGAAGCACCUUAUAUUCCAGAAGUUAGUAGCCCAACAGAUACAUCAAAUUUUGAUGUGGAUGAUGACUGUUUAAAAAAUUCUGAAACAAUGCCUCCACCAACACAUACUGCAUUUUCUGGCCAUCAUCUACCUUUUGUUGGUUUUACAUAUACUAGUAGCUGUGUUCUUUCUGACCGGAGCUGUUUAAGAGUCACAGCAGGUCCCACCUCAUUGGACCUUGAUGUAAAUGUCCAGAGAACUCUCGAUAAUAACUUAGCAACUGAAGCUUAUGAAAGAAGAAUUAAGCGGCUGGAACAGGAAAAGCUUGAACUUACUAGAAAACUUCAAGAGUCAACACAGACUGUUCAAGCUCUGCAGUAUUCAACUGUUGAUGGUCCACUAACAGCAAGCAAAGAUUUGGAAAUUAAAAGCCUGAAAGAAGAGAUCGAGAAACUAAGGAAACAAGUAGCAGACAUGAAUCAUUUGGAACAACAGCUUGAAGAAGCUAAUUCAGUGAGACGGGAGCUAGAUGAUGCUUUUAGGCAAAUCAAGGCUUUUGAAAAACAAAUCAAAACUUUGCAGCAGGAAAGAGAGGAGCUAAAUAAGAUUUUAUCUGGUAUAACAAACUACCUUUAUCUGGAACUAGUCCAGGCUAGUGAGCGAUUAAAAAACCAAUCCAAAGAGCUGAAAGACGCCCACUGUCAGAGGAAGCUGGCCAUGCAGGAGUUCAUGGAGAUCAAUGAACGACUAACAGAAUUGCACACCCAGAAACAGAAACUUGCUCGCCAUGUCCGAGAUAAGGAAGAAGAGGUGGACCUGGUGAUGCAAAGAGCUGAGAGCUUAAGGCAAGAGCUGCGCAGAGCAGAAAGAGCCAAGAAAGAGCUGGAAGUUCACACUGAAGCUCUGAUUGCUGAAGCAUCGAAGGACAGGAAGCUGCGUGAGCAGAGCGAGCAUUAUUCUAAACAGCUGGAGAACGAACUGGAGGGCCUGAAGCAAAAACAAAUUAGUUACUCACCAGGAAUAUGCAGCAUAGAACAUCAACAAGAGAUAACUAAACUGAAGACUGACUUGGAAAAGAAAAGUAUCUUUUAUGAAGAAGAAAUAUCUAAAAGAGAAGGAAUACAUGCAAGUGAGAUUAAGAACCUGAAGAAGGAGCUGCAUGACUCCGAAGGCCAGCAACUUGCUCUCAACAAAGAAAUUAUGGUUUUAAAAGACAAAUUGGAGAAAACCAGAAGAGAAAGUCAAAGUGAAAGGGAAGAAUUUGAAAAUGAGUUCAAACAACAAUAUGAACGGGAAAAAGUCUUAUUAACAGAAGAAAAUAAAAAGUUAACGAGUGAACUUGAUAAGCUGACCACGCUGUAUGAGAACUUAAGUGUACGCAACCAGCACUUAGAAGAAGAGGUCAAGGAUCUAGCAGACAAGAAAGAAUCAGUUGCUCACUGGGAAGCCCAAAUCACAGAGAUAAUCCAGUGGGUGAGUGACGAAAAGGAUGCGCGAGGCUAUCUUCAGGCCUUAGCUUCUAAAAUGACAGAAGAAUUAGAAGCAUUAAGAAAUUCCAGCUUGGGGACCCGAGCAACAGAUAUGCCCUGGAAAAUGCGUCGUUUUGCAAAACUGGACAUGUCAGCUAGACUAGAGUUACAGUCAGCUCUGGACGCAGAAAUAAGAGCUAAGCAGGCCAUCCAGGAAGAGCUAAAUAAAGUUAAAGCAUCUAACAUCAUAACAGAAUGUAAACUGAAAGAUUCAGAGAAGAAGAACUUGGAACUGCUGUCGGAAAUUGAGCAGCUGAUAAAGGACACUGAAGAGCUUAGAUCUGAAAAGGGUAUAGAGCACCAAGACUCACAGCAUUCUUUCUUGGCAUUUUUGAAUACGCCUACCGAUGCUCUGGAUCAAUUUGAAGAUUCCUUUUCUUCUUCCUCAUCCUCACUGAUUGAUUUUUUGGAUGACCGCUCCCCGUCCUGUACUCCAGCUAACAAAGGCAGACGUAUUGCAGACUCUGCUCCACUUCCAGCUCACACGCCAACCUUAAGGAAAAAGGGAUGCCCUGCCUCGGCUGCCUUCCCGCCUAAGCGCAAGACUCAUCAGUUUUUCGUGAAGUCUUUCACUGCCCCUACAAAGUGCCACCAGUGCACCUCCUUGAUGGUUGGUUUGAUAAGACAGGGCUGUUCCUGUGAAGUGUGUGGGUUCUCGUGUCAUAUAACGUGUGUGAACAAAGCUCCGACUGCUUGUCCGGUUCCUCCUGAGCAGACUAAGGGUCCCCUUGGUAUAGACCCACAGAAGGGCGUGGGGACAGCGUAUGAGGGCCAUGUCAGGAUUCCUAAGCCCGCGGGCGUGAAGAAAGGGUGGCAGAGAGCGCUGGCUGUGGUCUGUGACUUCAAACUGUUUCUCUACGAUAUUGCGGAAGGAAAGACAUCUCAACCCAGCUCUGUCAUCAGUCAGGUGAUUGACAUGAGAGAUGAAGAAUUUUCUGUAAGUUCAGUCUUGGCUUCUGAUGUUAUUCAUGCAAGUCGAAAAGAUAUUCCCUGUAUAUUUAGAGUCACAGCUUCCCAGCUCUCAGCACCUAGUAACAAAUGUUCCAUCCUGAUGCUAGCGGACAGUGAGAAUGAGAAGAGUAAGUGGGUGGGAGUGCUGAGUGAACUACACAAGAUUCUGAAGAAAAACAAAUUCCGAGACCGCUCAGUGUACGUUCCCAAAGAGGCUUACGACAGCACUCUACCCCUCAUCAAAACCACGCAGGCGGCUGCAAUCCUAGAUCAUGAAAGGAUAGCUUUGGGAAAUGAGGAAGGAUUAUUUGUCGUGCAUGUCACCAAAGAUGAGAUUAUUAGAGUUGGUGACAAUAAGAAAAUUCAUCAGAUUGAACUCAUUCCAAGUGACCAGCUUGUUGCUGUGAUCUCAGGCCGAAAUCGUCAUGUCCGACUUUUUCCUAUGUCAGCUUUGGAUGGGCGAGAGACGGAUUUUUAUAAGCUAGCAGAAACUAAAGGGUGUCAAACCAUAACUGCUGGGAAAGUGCGCCACGGAGCUCUGUCCUGCCUGUGUGUGGCUAUGAAAAGACAAGUCCUGUGUUACGAGCUAUUCCAGAGCAAGACCCGGCACAGGAAGUUUAAGGAAAUUCAAGUCCCAUGUAAUGUCCAGUGGAUGGCCAUCUUCAGCGAGCAGCUCUGUGUAGGAUUCCAGUCAGGAUUUCUCAGAUACCCCUUGAGUGGAGAAGGAAGUCCAUGCAAUAUGCUCCAUUCAAAUGACCACACACUAUCGUUCAUUGCACAUCAACCCAUGGAUGCUAUCUGUGCAGUUGAGAUCUCCAACAAAGAGUAUUUGCUGUGUUUUAGCAGCAUUGGGAUAUACACGGACUGCCAGGGCCGAAGAUCUAGACAACAGGAAUUGAUGUGGCCAGCAAAUCCUUCCUCGUGUUGUUACAAUGCACCUUAUCUCUCCGUUUAUAGUGAAAAUGCAGUUGAUAUCUUCGAUGUAAACUCCAUGGAAUGGAUACAGACCCUUCCUCUCAAAAAGGUCCGACCUUUAAACACUGAGGGAUCAUUAAAUCUUUUAGGGUUGGAGACUGUUAGAUUAAUAUAUUUCAAAAAUAAGAUGGCAGAAGGGGAUGAACUUGUAGUUCCUGAAACAUCAGAUAAUAGUCGAAAACAAAUGGUUAGAAAUAUCAACAACAAGCGGCGUUACUCCUUCAGAGUCCCAGAGGAGGAGAGGAUGCAGCAGAGGAGGGAGAUGCUACGAGAUCCAGAAAUGAGAAAUAAAUUAAUUUCUAACCCAACUAAUUUUAACCACAUAGCACACAUGGGUCCUGGAGAUGGAAUACAGAUCCUAAAAGACCUGCCCAUGCCAGGUUUCCCUUACCCGUCCCCUCAUCACCACUCCGGUCUGAUCUCCUCUCCGAGCAACUUUGAGCACAUCUAUCACAUGACUGUCAGUUCUGCUGAACAGUUUCUCUCUCCUGAUUCCAUAAACCCUGAGCAUCCCCCGUCUCUGCGCUCUGCCCCUGGUACACCACAUUCUGUGACUCUGAGGAACCCACGUCCUCAGGAAAGCCGGACAGUAUUCAGUGGCUCCGUCAGUAUUCCCUCCAUCACCAAGUCCCGCCCUGAACCAGGCCGCUCCAUGAGUGCCAGCAGUGGCCUGUCUGCACGGUCGUCAGCCCAGAAUGGCAGUGCACUAAAGAGGGAGUUCUCUGGAGGAAGCUACAACACAAAGCGACAGCCCAUGCCCUCUCCCUCAGAGGGCUCCUUGUCAUCGGGAGGCAUGGACCAAGGAAGUGACGCCCCCGCGAGGGACUAUGAUGGAGAGGACUCCGAUUCUCCAAGGCAUUCCACAGCUUCCAACAGCUCCAACCUGAGCAGCCCCCCAAGCCCCGUUUCACCCCGAAAGACCAAGAGCCUCUCCCUGGAGAGCACAGACCGUGGGAGCUGGGACCCGUGAGCCCAGGACCGCGCUGUGGCCACAGGCAGGGACUCUGCAGCCGGACAACGUGCCUGGCGGCGGCAGCGUCACCUUCCGCGCUACUGAGCUGAGGAUUCUUCCGCAGCCAGGCCCGCUUUCCCCUCCCCCUCCAGGUAGCUUCCGUAGACAGACUGCGCAGACGCAGCGCCAAGAGUAGACAGGUUGUGGUCUCACCUCUCACCGUAGUCCUCACGUAGCGCCCAGCAGCCUCCAUGAGCGUCAGCCCGACUGUUGCCAGGAAUAAAUCCUCACGACUUAAAACAAUGCAUAUUUUACUACAAUACAGAGUUUAAAUAAAUACAUAAAUGUAGAAGUUAAAUACUGAAUGUAUAUAGUCAAAGAAGCAUCUUGUGUUCGAUGAAAGAUGGAUGCGUAUAUAAGAAAGAUCAUUUAAUUUAAAGAAAUGUGUUGUUUCUUGUCUGUUUCCCAGCUGAGUCAUAUACAGGGUAGAAAGGCCUCCAGUGACAUUUGUAAAGAGAUCAGAAGUCAGGGCCCCGUGGUAUCUGUCCCCAAGUGUGGGCAGCUGAGAUCAUGGGGAAAUCUAAGGAAUGUUUGUUUGGAGGUUGGUGCCAUUGGUGGGGUGUGACCCGGACACCACAGGUGGCGUCGAAAUCACUCCGAGGCACACUUGCCUCCCAAGGCAUUUCUUUCUCUAGUGAUGGAUUUGAACAUGUCCCCCUCUUACUAUAUUUUGAUAUCUCGCACAGUUGAAUGUGAAAGACAAUUCUGUCAUCUUCUGACCCUUCCUUCCCAUCGUAAAGGGCACAGGGAGAGAGUCAUGGCUUCUGAAGAUCAUCUAAUAGUUCAUGUAGCUGUUUUUUUUUUUUUUUGUUUUUUUUUUUUUUUUUUUUUUUGUCCUGGCCAAUUCCUGUUCCUUCCUAGGUUGCAGUGAGUCUGUCUGAACUGGGCACAGCUUCCCAGUGAGGAGCCUGUUUGGUUAGGGUAGUUGUGAACUUCCUCACACGCACUCCUGGGGAAAGGGCUUCUUUCUCCUACUAAAUCAUGUGAAACCUCAGAAGCAUGGGCUUGAACAGCCUUGACCAAAUAUGCCUUCCCAUGUGAGGGGACCGUGGAGCCUGUUCAUAGGCUCAGGGGUGUGCUGGCUGCCAUGGAUUGUCAGCCAGCUUCCAUUCUGAAUACCUGCUGCUGUACUUGUCCAAGAAAGCAAGAUGGAGACCAGAACUCAUCUCUACCCACGUUUCACCAGCUGAGAACACAGAAAAAAAGAUGGAGACUACAAUAUCCCAUGCAAAUAAGGAGGCCCCGCCACUCUUCAUUUUCACCUCUUUGGGGUUUAAAGAGCCCCUACUUCCCCCACCUUAACCACACCUAAAACAGAUUUCCAAAGUUGUAACCUGCCUGGCAUGCUGACACUUGGCACAGCAUGCUGCCAGGCCCUGCGGGCCAGACUCCCGAGGUGGGCUGCCUUCCGUAGGAGGUUAGAGUUCAGGGAGGGGAACAGACAGGAACACAUCUGGUAGGGUCUUCUUCAACAGCAGCUUUGACACGUUCUAGAUUCUCCACUGGCUCAGACAUGAGUGCAUUUCAUCUGGGAUGGGCAUUGUGUCAUUUUAAUCCGACUCGUUUUGCUUUUGGAAAAGAAGUAUCAUAAACAUAUUUGUGUACAUCCAGAAAUAAGGGUCAGAUCUUGAGUUUGGUCAGAGCUUCUUGUUGUCUGCUUGAACUUGGCACUCGGCCUGAUAGAACUGGCCGCCCUCCCCUCAGUCCUUCCCUCUCCUUCCUAGGCAGAAAAUCGACCAGGCCGAGACUGACAGGACUCACCCUGAGCCUUUGUUUGUAGCUUUGGCAACCAAUUGCAAAUUUUUGUUACUAAGGUGCUUGUUUGUAAAAGGACCCUUUAGAGUCACAUCUAACCCUCUGAAGUCCAGCUCCAUUGCAGUGAGUCCCACCCCAGCUCCCCCCGACCCCACCCCCGUGGAUUGGAUUUCCCCCUGCAGUCACAGAUCCAGGCAUCGUAACAGCAGCCCUGGCCCAGAGUGUGGGGUGGGGUUCUCCUGAUGACCACGUCUGACUUUCCCCAGCCUUAUAUGCAGUGUUCCUGUCCGGAACUGUGGAGGAGGAGGAAAGACGGUGGACAGGCUUCCAGGGGACAGAAACAAAGGUCCCUCAGAGCAGUGGAUAACAGAGGCAGAGAAAAGGCCUGUGGCCCUGCUGGAAAUCACUCUCCCUACCCCAUGCAAGGUACCUGAAAGUGUGGAGCAGCAGGGAUUGAUCUCUACAUGGGGAAAAAUGGCAUUCAGAGCCAUUUCUGGCAGUGUCUCUGGUUAGUACUUGGUGCUAUGUCCAGCCCGUUUGCUAUUGGCCCUUGAAUUCUGGUUAACCUGUUAUGUGGGUUCGGGAUAGGUAUACAAAUAUAUUACAGUUUUGGUUUUGGUUUUGGUUUUUGCCAAACCGAAAGCCUUCCUGUCAAUGAUUGCUAAAGCAGAUUUCACUUAAAGUAUCUAUUUGUGUGCACACUCCCUGUGCGUAGCCAUUUGCAUUUUUUCCCAGUGUGCACAGCUUGAAGACUGAGGGGAUGGCCACAAAUGACCCAUGUGGCUUUCCCGAGAAUUCCCAUAGCCAAGCUGAAAGGGAGCAUCUGAAAUCCCUGUCUUUCCCACCAGCCCUUCCCUCUGCCUCUUCCAUGUUAGACUCCUGUCAUUCUGGAACGUAGUGGCCACAUCGAUCUCUAAGAAAGCUAGCUGGCUUGUGUGGAACCUCAGGGAUCAUUAAGGAAAAGCUAGAGCAGAGGACAGACAUCGACUCCCACAUGCAGCAGCUCACAUGCAGCCUUGGCAGUGAUCACAAACUCAGUUCUCCCAGCUCAGUAGACCUAGCCAACACGCCCUGCCCACAACACGGGCACACUUACAACAGCGUGACUCCCCUGUUGCGAGCCAUGCUUUGCCUAAGACCGCUGGCCCUAUCCAGUCCCACCUGGCCGGCCCUGCCCCUUUCCAACCUGGCCUGGCUGCACAGCAUCUCACUUCACCCCGAGUGGCUCACUCCUUGUUGAACCCUUCAGUCUUUGCAAGUUCCCUGUGGAGCCCUGCUGCAGUGAGGGGGUCUCCUGCAGCUCCAGCAUCCCACGGCCCUGUCGCAGGGCCAGCGUUACAACAGGACCGUACUACAGUUUCAGGAGACUGACUGCCACACGUCAGCCUCAAUGCCACUGAAAACAAAAUGACCUGCCUUUUUGUUUGAUAGUGUAGUGUCAUUAUUUUAUAAAUUUUUAGGAUUUUUUUCUCAUUGUAAUAUUAUUGUACAGUUUUGCAUGGCCUAGGUGUAAUUUUUGUUUAGACUAUGAUGCUGACCAGUGUGUGUGGAAGGGAAGAUACUGCUUUGGCCUCUUAUCAUUCAUUUGGUUUGGUUUCAUCCCUUGAUGUCUUAGGGGACUUCCUGAGAGCGUGUCUGCUACCAGACUAUGACAUGGAUUCUUUUGCACAGAAUUAUUUAAGGUGGGAUAGUAAAAAAUGUAACAAAGAAUUUCUCACCAAUAUUUUAUGUUGGUGUCACCUAAUUAACCAGACUUUGAUGUACUGCAAUAAAAUAAGGAACUGUUAGGACUGA